CCAAUAGUCUCUACACACUCUUUUUCUCCCUUAAUCCUUUCUCUCUCGCCUUUUUCUAUCCACCAUGACGGCCAAGGACAAGGAUUGCGGCAACCACGGGAAAGGCCGCCGGAGACUGAUCCGAAGUAUCAUCGCUUGCCUCCUAGUCUUUCUCCUCAUCGUUCUCAUCACAAUCCUAAUCAUAUGGGCCGUCCUCCGCCCCACCAAACCCCGGUUCCUCCUCCAAGACACCACCGUUUACGGCUUCAACGCCUCCACCUCGAAUUUCCUCACCUCCAAUUUCCAAGUCACCGUAUCGUCUCGAAACCCGAAUGACCGAAUCGGUAUCUACUACGACAGGCUCGUCAUCUACGCCACUUACAGGAACCAACAAAUCACCCUUCGGACAUCACUCCCUCCGACAAACCAGGGUCAUAACGAAGUCAGUGUCUGGUCUCCUUUCGUGUACGGCAACAUGGUCCCUAUAGCUCCCGAUUUCUCGGCGGCUUUGAAGUACGAACAAGCUGCCGGCUCGGUUUACGUGGUGAUCAAGAUUGAUGGACGGGUGAGAUGGAAGGUUGGGACCUUCGUUUCGGGAAGAUAUCAUCUUAACGUCCGAUGUCCGGCUCGUAUUACUUUCGGGAGAAAAAGUAAAGGAGUUUCCGUCGGAGAAAACGCUGUUAAGUAUCAGCUCGUCACCCGGUGCAGCGUUACUGUGUGAAGACCGAUCAAGACGAUGAAGAAGAACAGGCAACUAACACCGUCAAAUGUAUCCUUUUUAGUAUAUUUAUUUAUUUAUUUUUCCUGAUAAGAGAAUGGAAAUUGUAGAUUUUGCUAAAGAAUAAAUUAACAAAAUAAGAAUUAAUU
Hibiscus syriacus is the source of this 846-nucleotide messenger RNA. Its product is annotated as NDR1/HIN1-like protein 1. The coding region runs from base 65 to 700 and encodes 211 amino acids. The transcript has a single exon. The record is from RefSeq and is a predicted model, not a curated record. NCBI's taxonomy places the organism in Eukaryota, Viridiplantae, Streptophyta, Magnoliopsida, Malvales, Malvaceae. Gene Ontology annotation, biological process: defense response to other organism.